AUGUUCAAGCUAUUCACUUUACUCACCGUUGUCACCUUGGUUUACGUGCAGACCACUCAAGCCGCCGAUCUGAUCGAAGAAAUCAAGAAGAUGGAUGUCACCAAACUACAGUAAGUCUUCUUUUGAUUUUGUAACAGUUUUUCAUACGAUGAGUGUGAUUUUUUGAAUACCGUGAUGUUUUGAAAGCAUAAAAUACGGCAGUUUUCAUUCUGGCGAGCUGCACCCUAGGUUAUUAAAAGAUGUGUUAUAGUAGGUGUCGUGGCUUGUAACGAUUAGAAAUGUGAACGGUAGAGUCGGAUAUGCAUCGAAAACUUCAAUUUGAAUUGCCUUAGCAUCGAAAUUUGUGUACUUCUCGGCGCGGCUCGCCAUACAGAUAUGACUGUAAUACAGUGGCGGACCUGAUCCAAUGACAAAAAGACCAUUUUGCAUCUGGGAGGUAUCAAAAAAUGUUGCAAAAUACCUUCCUCUCCAAGUGAAAAAACUCCGAUUUCAAAAGCUCUUUUUGUGAGGGAAAGGGCUCGCUCUUCAAAAAGGAGUUUGUCACUUGGAGAGGGAGAGAUUUUGCUACAUUUUUUGGUAUUUCCCGGAUGCAAAAUGGUAUGUUUUUGUCACUGGAUCAGGUCUGUCACUGUAAUACGGUCAUAUCUGUAUGGCGAGCCGCGCCGAGAAGAACACAAAUUUCGAUGCUAAGGCAACUAAAAUUGAAGUUUUCGAUGCAUAUCCGACUCUACCAGUCACAUUUCUAAUCGUUACAAGCUACGACACCUACUAUAACACAUCUUUUACUAACCUAGGGCGCAGCUCGCCAUGAUGAAAAUGGUACGUUUUUGCGACUGGAUCAGAUCUAUCACUUUAUGAUUCAUUUUUAAGCUCAGGCACAGUUCGCCGAUUCAAAAAACAAGAGUAAACUACCAGUUUCUUGGUUUAUAUCCUCAAUUACAACGCCUAAUUUUCAGAGAGUCACCCCUCGGAUGCCCCCUCCCAGUUGUUGGCGGCCAAUGCCCCGAGUCCAACCCCCUCUACUACUUCAAAUGUUGCGGCGAGAUGAACUCGGCCUGUUGUUUCCGUCUGCAGGACUGGGCUGUCCUACUGAUCGCCAUCAUGGUCGUCCUGAUCAUCCUCUCCAUCUUCGUCAACCUGAUCCGAUGCAUCUGCUGCUACUAA
Molecule: messenger RNA, 1164 nt
Organism: Bursaphelenchus xylophilus (pine wood nematode)
Lineage: Eukaryota; Metazoa; Nematoda; Chromadorea; Rhabditida; Aphelenchoididae
Source: the annotation of a GenBank genome assembly